This is a messenger RNA of Rotaria socialis, 1230 nucleotides long. The record is from the annotation of a GenBank genome assembly. Lineage: Eukaryota; Metazoa; Rotifera; Eurotatoria; Philodinida; Philodinidae.
AUGGCUACACGUUCGUUUCUAUUCGUUUUAUGCUUAGCUUUUGCUUGUACUAUUGAUAGUCGGCAUCUUGAUCAUCAUCAUCAUCAUCAUUCAAAGCAACAUCGAGUUCGUCACUUAUGGGAUAUAAUAAAAGGAAAAUUUAUUGAUAAGUUUAAUUUCGAUAAUCGUCAUUUUCGUCAACAUGAAAUGCUUCUUUUUCCUGAUAUUGGAUUUCAAUCGUUAAACAAUAAUGAUACAUGGAAAAUCAUAGUUCAUGGUUGGAAAUAUGAAAAUCCUGUACGAAAAAGUUGGCUUGAAAUUGGCGCAGAUGUAUGGAUGGCAAAAUUUACUAGAAAUCUAAUAAAUCAAAAUGAUAAAUUAACUAUAAAUGGAUCAAUUAAUUAUGAUCGACUGCGAACAUUUUUUGUUUCUGAUGAAUCAAAUAAAUUAAUUAAAAUUUUAAUAGGUGACCAUGAGAAGUCAUUGAGUACAGAUAAGUAUGGUCAAUUUUUGGAUCAAAUUGACAUGACAAACCAGGACGUACAAAAAUUAAAAAAAGAACAAGGAAGUGAUAAUGUGAUUAACUAUGAAGCUACGAGUAAUGAUAAUCCGAAAUCAAUAGGAAUCAUACGACUUAUUGAGCCUAGACAUGGCAUUUCAGUUAUUAGUGAUAUUGACGAUACAAUUAAAAUUUCUGAAGUCUUUGAUAAAAUACGUCUUAUUGCCAAUACAUUUAUUUUUCCUUUUAAACCUGUGCCAGGCAUGUCGGAUCUAUAUCAGCAAUGGCAAAAAAGCAAUAAAAAUUGUACAUUUCAUUAUCUAUCAGGUAUGCCUGAUCAAUUAUAUACAUUAACACAAGAAUUUAUCGACGAUAAUAAUUUUCCCGAUGGUUCAUUUCAUAUGAGACAUUUUGGCUGGGCCAUUGGAACUUUAUUUGAUUUUAUUCAUCCUGAAGCAACAUUUAAUCACAAAAUUAGCUAUUUAAGAUUCUUUCUAUCGAAUACAAUUCGCGAUUUUGUUCUUGUUGGUGAUAGUGGAGAAAAAGAUCCAGAAACUUAUGCGACAAUUACAAAAGAGUAUCCUGAGCGUAUCCGAGCUAUUUUUAUACGAGCAGUGAAAGGUGAAUCACCGAGUGAUCAACGUUUUCUAAAUACUUUUCAAAGUAUACCGAAAGAAAAAUGGUUGAUAUUCGAUGAUCCUAAACAAAUACCAAUUGAUUUAUCGCGAGCACCAAGAGCAAUAUUUUCGUAG